AUGAUUUCCGCUCAACUAUUCUUCUUGGUGCUUUUAAUUGCAUGCUUGCUCGCUUUUGCCAAUGCCCAAUGGGGAUAUGGAUACCGCCCAUAUGGAUACGGAGGUUAUGGUGGAUACGGAGGAUGGGGACACCACCACCAUCACCACGGAGGAUGGGGACGUCCAUGGGGAUACAGACCAUAUGGAUGGGGAUGGGGAAAAUAG
Messenger RNA from Caenorhabditis briggsae, 204 nucleotides. NCBI's taxonomy places the organism in Eukaryota, Metazoa, Nematoda, Chromadorea, Rhabditida, Rhabditidae. The coding region runs from base 1 to 204 and encodes 67 amino acids. The transcript is spliced from 2 exons. The record is from RefSeq and is a predicted model, not a curated record.